CCAAUCAGGUACCAGGGAAUAUCCUUGUGGUAAAAACUUCCUUAUAAAGUUAAUCUAUCAUCGAUACAUUUCUUAUAAAUCAAACUUCCAGGGAUAAGAUACCUUAUUCUGCUUACAGUUAGUGCUACAGUAAUAUCAACACAUGUGAACUGGAACCAAGAAGGUGUUUACUCCCAUUUGCCCUUCUCCAAGGGCAUGAACAUGAAGAGAGAACAAUGAUCUCCAAAGAUAAAAUCCUUCUCUUCCUGCUGUUUUUGCUAACUUUGGGGCUCAUUAUUCAGGAAUUUGUCAAUAGGGUGGAUCAGCUGAAAACAUCUCAUCAAUCCCAUACGCUUCAGCUGUCAGACUGGUUUAGCCCCAGAAGACGCCCAGAGGUUAAAACAGUGACUGAUUGGCUUGCUCCUAUCGUAUGGGAAGGAACUUACCAUAAGUCAGUUUUAGAGGAUUAUUACAAAAAGAAGAACAUUACAGUGGGUUUGAUGGUAUUUGCUGUUGGAAGGUAUCUUGAUAACUAUUUGGAGAAAUUCCUUUCCUCUGCAGAAAAGUACUUCAUGACUGGUCAUAAGUCAAUUUUUUAUAUCAUGGUGGAUGACUCCUCCAAGCUGCUUUGGAUAGAGGUGGCUCCUUUUCAUACAAUGAAAGUAUUUGGAAUCCAGCAGAAGAAAAGAUGGCAAAGCAUUAAGAUGAUGCGCAUGAAGAUUAUUGAGGAUCACAUUGUAAAUCAUAUCCAGCAUGAAGUUGACUUCCUCUUCUGUAUGGAUGUGGAUCAGGCAUUUGAAAAUUACUUUGGUGUGGAAACCCUGGGUGAAUCUGUGGCUCAGCUCCAUGCUUGGUUUUAUAAAAAGAAUGCCAAUGAUUUCAAUUAUGAAAGGCGACCUUCCUCUACAGCAUUCAUACCUUUUAAUAUGGGAGAUUUCUAUUACCAUGUAGCCAUCUUUGGUGGAACACCCCUUCAGGUUUUGAAACUUACCCAAGCUUGUAACAAGGGAAUGCUUCAGGAUAUGAAAAAUGGGAUUGAGUCUUUAUGGCAUGAAGAAAGACACUUGAACAAAUACUUUUUUCUCAACAAACCUACUAAAAUAUUAUCCCCAGAAUAUUGCUGGGAUUUUUCAUUAAAAGACAAUUCUGAUAUUAAUAUUGUCAAAAUAUCUUGGCAAAACAAAUUAUAUGAUUUUAUUUAAAGUUGUGUACAGUUUUUAUGAAGACAGUGAAGAAGGUGGAUUCAACUACUAGUUUUUUGAAUUAGAAAGUUUAUCAUUCUAGCCAGCAAGUAAAAAAGGCACCUAUUUUAAAACAUUUUGGAAAAAAAAAACUAAGAAAAAGCCAUGUUCCCAAAAAGCAAACUUUCCAAGCCUUUUCUUGCUUGUAAUCUUGAACCUUGUAAUAUUAAUGAGGAAUAAAGAACAAUUCUAAAGUAA
Messenger RNA from Antechinus flavipes (yellow-footed antechinus), 1418 nucleotides. RefSeq names its product N-acetyllactosaminide alpha-1,3-galactosyltransferase-like. Gene Ontology annotation, cellular component: membrane; vesicle; Golgi apparatus. Gene Ontology annotation, molecular function: hexosyltransferase activity. The coding region runs from base 216 to 1181 and encodes 321 amino acids. The record is from RefSeq and is a predicted model, not a curated record. Lineage: Eukaryota; Metazoa; Chordata; Mammalia; Dasyuromorphia; Dasyuridae. Gene Ontology annotation, biological process: carbohydrate metabolic process. The transcript has 5 exons.